This is a messenger RNA of Peromyscus maniculatus bairdii (prairie deer mouse), 5558 nucleotides long. RefSeq names its product myomesin 3 (gene Myom3). Gene Ontology annotation, molecular function: protein binding. The record is from RefSeq and is a predicted model, not a curated record. NCBI's taxonomy places the organism in Eukaryota, Metazoa, Chordata, Mammalia, Rodentia, Cricetidae.
AUUCUUCACCCGUCCUCACUGAGCCGAGGGCAGGAAGAGACCAGGGACCUUCUUCCUGUCCUGGAGACAUUUGUGUGGACACUGCUGUUUCCGUUGUUGUAUUCGCAGUCAUGACUCUGCCCCACGGUCCCGAAAAUGCUGGGGAGCCCCAAGCCUCCCAGGCUGUGCAGGUGCACAGGCUGGAACACAGGCAGGAGGAGGAGCAGAAAGAAGAGCGUCAGCACAGCCUACGUAUGGGCUCUUCCGUGCAGAGGAGGACCUACCGCAGCAGUGAGGAGGAACAGCAGUUCAGCUCCAAAGACUAUGCCCUGGCUGCUGCCCUGGCCCUGACAGCCUCCUCAGAGUUGUCCUGGGAAGCUAAGCUGAGGCGCCAGACCACCACAGUAGAGCUGGAGGAGCGUGGACAGAGGCGCGUGGGCUUUGGCAAUGACUUGGAGCGGAUAGAGAUGGCCUUCCUCCGGACCCAGAGGCUGCUGCGCCAGAGACGUGACUGGAAAGCCCUGCGUCAGCAGACAGAGGAGAAGGUCCACGAGGCCAAGGAGCUGAUUGAGCUGUGCUCUGGCCGCGGCCCCUGGUUCUGGAUCCCGCUUCGCUCGCAUGCCGUCUGGGAGCACACCACUGUACUGCUGACCUGCACUGUCCAGGGCUCACCUCCAUUCCAGGUCACCUGGUAUAAGAAUGACAUCCGGAUUGACCCCCGCCUCUUUCCAGCCGGCAAGUACCGAAUGACCAACAACUACGGACUCCUGACCCUGGAGAUCAGGAGAUGUACGGUUGAAGACUCAGCCACCUAUACUGUGCUGGUGAAGAAUGCCUAUGGCCAGGCCUCUUCCUUUGCCAAAGUCCUCAUCCGCUCUUACCUGGGAAAGGAUGCUGGCUUUGAUUCUGAGAUCUUUAAACGAUCUAUGUUCGGCCCCAGCGUGGAGUUUGCAUCGGUGUUGAAGCCAAUCUUUGCCCGAGAGAAAGAGCCCUUCUCCCUGACCUGUUUGUUCUCGGACGAUGUGUUAGAAGCUGAGCAGAGGAUCCAAUGGUUCAGAGACGGCAGGCUGCUGAGGUCUUCAAGCCGCAGGCAGAUGCUCUACGCAGACCGCCAGGCAUCCGUGAGGGUGUCCUGCGCCUACAAGGAGGAUGAAGGGCUCUACAUGGUCCGAGUUUCCUCCCCCUUUGGGCUGCAGGAGCAGAGUGCUUACGUCUUUAUAAGAGAUGCUGCAGCUGAGAAGCCAGGAGUCCCAGGCUCCCCACUAAAUGUCCGGUGUCUGAAUGUGCAUAGAGACUGCCUGACCCUGACCUGGGCCCCACCCAGUGACACCCGGGGCAGCAUCAUCACUGGUUACUCCAUCGAGCUGUGCCAGGGUGAUUCGGAGGAAUGGGUACCCUGCCAUAUGGCCCCUGGGGGAACCUGUCGGUGCCCGAUCCAAGGCCUCAUUGAAGGGCAGAGUUAUCGAUUCCGAGUGCGAGCCAUGAGCAAGGCCGGCAGCAGCCUCCCUUCCAAGGCCUCAGAAGUGGUUGUCAUGGGUGACCAUGAUGCAGCCCAGAGGAAGACAGAGAUUCCCUAUGACCUGGGCAGCAAGAUCACCAUCAGCAAGAGUGACUUUGAAGAUGCUGUAACCAUUCCCUCAGCCCCAACCAAUGUCCACGCCAGUGAGAUCAGAGAGGCCUACGCAGUUCUGAGCUGGGAGGAGCCACGCCCCCAUGGCAGAGCCCCACUGACUUACUCUCUGGAAAAGUCCGUCAUAGGUAGUGGAACCUGGGAAGCCAUCAGCUCAGAAACACCCAUCAAGUCCCCGAGAUUCGCCCUCCUGGACUUGGAGAAAGGAAAAUCGUACGUCUUCAGAGUGCGAGCCUUGAACCAGUAUGGCAUGAGCGAUCCCUCGGAACCCAGUGAGCCCAUUGCCCUGAAGGGCAAGCCAGUGACUCUUCCUCCGCCAGCUCAAGUUCAAGCUUUCCGAGACACACAGACCUCCGUCUCCCUUGCCUGGGAGCCUGUGGAGGGUGGCACAGAGCUCCUGGGUUAUUACAUCUACUCCCGGGAAGCAGGGGCAUCAGAGUGGCAGACGGUGAACAACAAGCCUGUCCUGGACACCAAGUUCACGGUUCCAGGGCUGAGGACUGGGAAGGAGUAUGAAUUUUGCAUCAGGUCUGUCAGCGAGGCUGGGGUUGGCGAGAGUUCAGCUGCGACACAGCCUGUCAGGGUCAAGCAGGCUCUGGCUACCCCAUCGGCCCCAUAUGACUUUGCACUCCUAUCCUGUGGAAAGAAUGAAAUGGUCAUUGGCUGGAAACCCCCCAAACGGCGUGGAGGUGGCAAGAUCCUGGGCUACUUUGUGGACCAGCACGAUUCGGAGGAGUCAGACUGGCAUCCAGUCAACCAUCAGCCUAUCCCAAGCCGGGUGUGCAAGGUCACCAACCUUCAGGAAGGCCAUUUCUAUGAGUUCCGAGCCCGGGCAGUGAACUGGGCGGGUACUGGCGAGCUGUCGGCACCCAGCAGCCUGUUUGAGUGCAAAGAGUGGACGAUGCCCGAGCCAGGCCCCCCAUAUGAUGUGAGGGUGUCUGAGGUACAGGCCACCUCCCUGAUGCUGCAGUGGGAGCCCCCACUGUAUAUAGGAGCCGGGCCAGUCACAGGCUACCGAGUCAGCUUCCAGGAGAAAGGCUCUGAGGAGUGGAAGCCUGUCUCCCCAGACGCCACCUCUGGCACCCACCUCAGGGUUUCUGACUUGCAGCCAGGAAAGCAAUACAUGUUCAGGGUCCAGGCCAUGAACUCAGCGGGGCUAGGACAACCAUCGGUGCCCACUGACCUUGUGCUCCUGGAGGACAAGCCAGAUGCGCAGGAGAUUGAAGUUGGCGUGGACAAGGAGGGCCAAAUCUACUUGGCAUUCGAAGCCCCCGAAGCCCCCGACUUCUCUGAGUUUCAGUGGUCGAAGGAUUACGAGGGUCCUCCCGACCCGCAGAGGGUGGAGGUGGAGGACGAAAUUAACAAGUCCAAGGUCAUCUUGAAAGAACCUGACCUUCAAGACUUGGGUAUCUACUCAGUGGUGGUCACCGAUGCUGACGAAGACACCUCCGCAAGCCACACGCUGACAGAGGAAGAGCUGAACAAGCUGAAGAAGUUGAGUCAUGAGAUCAGAAACCCAGUCAUCAAGCUGAUCUCUGGCUGGAACGUGGACAUCCUCGAGCAAGGCGAGGUGCGGCUCUGGCUGGAGGUGGAGCAGCUGUCGCCAGCCGCCGAGCUACACCUCAUCUUCAACGAGAAAGAGAUCUUCAGCUCACCGAACCGCAAGAUCAAUUUUGUCCGAGAGAAGGGCCUGGUGGAGGUUAUCAUCCAGCAACUGUCCGAAGAUGACAAGGGAUCGUACACCGCCCAGCUCCAAGAUGGGAAAGCCAAGAACCAGAUCACCCUCACCCUGGUGGAUGACGAUUUUGACAAGCUCCUGAGGAAGGCAGAUGCAACCAGAAGAGACUGGAAGAGAAAGCAGGGUCCAUAUUUCCAGGAGCCUUUGAAGUGGAAAGUCACAGAGGACUGCCAAGUGCUUCUGACAUGCAAGGUGACCAACACCAAGAAGGAGACCCGCUUCCAGUGGCUCUUCCAGAAGAAAGAGGCUCCCAGUGGGCAGUACAACCCGCAGACCGGAGACGGGCUUCUCGGCAUUGAGACGUUUUCCAAAGAAGACCAGGGAAUCUACAGAGCAGUGGUUUCCGAUGACAGAGGGGAGGAUGACACUGUCCUGGACCUCACAGGUGAAGCCCUGGAUGCUGUCCUCACUGAGCUGGGCAGGAUUGGUGCUCUCUCAGCAACGCCACUGAAAAUCCAGGGGACUGAGGAGGGGAUCCGGCUCUUCAGCAAGGUCAAAUACUACCAUGUGGAGUACAUGAAGACUGCUUGGUUCCACAAAGAUAAGCGUCUGGAGAGUGGCGACCGGGUAAGGGCAGGCACCACCCUGGAUGAGAUCUGGCUCCACAUCCUGGACCCCAAGGACUCAGAUAAGGGCAAAUACACCCUGGAGAUAACUGCUGGGAAGGAAGUCCGGCAGCUCUCAGCAGAUCUGUCUGGGCAAGCUUUUGACGAUGCCCUGGCCGAGCACCAGAGACUGAAGGCCUUGGCCGUCAUUGAGAAGAAUCGGGCCAAGGUGGUGAGGGGCCUGCCAGACGUGGCCACCAUCAUGGAAGAUAAGACCCUGUGCCUGACCUGCGUCAUCUCGGGAGACCCGUCCCCUGAAAUCUCUUGGCUAAAGAAUGACAAGCCUGUCUCCUUCCUUGACCGAUACCACAUGGAGGUGAAGGGUACUGAGGUCACCAUCACCAUUGAUAAGGUCACCAGUGAAGACAGUGGGCGCUAUGGAAUCUUUGUCAAGAACAAGUAUGGCUCAGAAACGGGCCAGGUCACCAUCAGUGUGUUCAAACACGGGGAGGAGCCCAAGGAGCUGAAGAAGAUGUAAUGGGAAUAAUGUCCAGGGACAGCCUGAGAUCCACCCUACACGACCAGCAGGCCAGCCAGCAGAUCAUAACUUAGCACAGGCUAUGGGGGGGGGGGGGGACACAGGGAAAGGGACAAGGACAUGACAGAGCUGGACCCAGUACACCAAAGAAUUUGAGCCAAGGUUUUGCUGGGGUCCUCAGAGGACUCCGGGAUGUGGGGUAAGCACUGGCCUUAGAAACCGGAAGCUGGGGUACAGGACUCAGUUUCACAAAAGCACUUCACAAGCCUCUCUCAUCCAUCAGAUGGGCAUUCCUAGCCACUCCCAGGGGCUCUAUGAAAACCCCUUAUCAAUCUGUAUCAGUGGGUCACAGCAGGAGGCACCUUGCUCUGCGGGGGACAAAGCUGAGAGUUUGGUUGUCACAACCGGAAGUGUUUACUGGCAUUGAGUAGGUUGAGGCCGCAGAUAGUGGUGAGCACUUCAGCUCCCAUGGCACAGAAGAGAUCCUCUUUUAGGACAGGGUUGUUACAGUUCGCUAAGUCCACCACUCAUUGGAAGAAUAGCAUACACAAGGCUGAGGAUGACCCUGGAGCUACAAAGGUAAACAUUACGGAGCAGCUCCUGCCCCCCCAAAAUGGACUUGGGUGCAGGUGACUCCAGGGCAAGGCAGGAGAUAAUAAAGGUCACUAAAUGGGUCCAUGUAAAGUAUCUUCACUGAUCAGAGGAAGUGGGCAAUGGCCGACCCAACUGGGAGAUGCAGCGCUUUACAGUGCCCUUCCACACUGGGUGGGACGGGGCCCUGAAAGGUGACUUCAGUCCGGCCGUGGAGCUGGGAGGAGGACACCGCAGGAGCAAAGGUGAGGAGAGAAGAGAGCCUGCCCCUGCCUAGGUGACCUGGGAUGCCAGGCAUGCAGCUGAUGACCUUCAGGGCUUCUUCCAACAUGGAGCCUAUAUGACCUGUGACAGACACUUUGGCUGGCCUUACGCCGUGGAUCUCAGUACACAGCUGGACAUUUCUCUAUCUUCCAGUUUCCCCUGCUGCAAACAAGAUGUGGGAGGCAUUAUAAAAUGAGAGCUGUUUGUUCCUAAAGCUUCGAUAACUUUGGAAAUUAUAAAGGAGGAAAUAAAAAAAAAAAUCCGUAUUCUCGA